Molecule: messenger RNA, 822 nt
Organism: Perkinsus marinus ATCC 50983
Lineage: Eukaryota; Perkinsozoa; Perkinsida; Perkinsidae
Exons: 3
Coding region: 1-822 (273 amino acids)
Source: RefSeq, a predicted model, not a curated record
AUGACCAUCGGCCUGGCGUCCUUGCGGCGGCGGCGGCGACGGGAUGGAGCGACUAAUAGCAGACACCACACAGUAGAGCCCAUCAACAGUCCUUCGUCGAGAGUUGAUAAUAGAGGAGCCUUCCGAACCAACGAUCUCUUCCAAAUGGUUGCUAGCAGUAAUCCCAACCGAACAGAUGCUGUGCUCUAUGGUACUGUCCCCGAUCGAGCUGAUGUCUCUACGGCCUCCCCUGAUGAGGCCUUGACUCGGCGUGUUGAGGAUCCUCCCAAAACAGUUGCUCCAGAGCCGAAGAGAAAGCGAGGUCGGCCUAGGAAAAACGGAGUAGUGGAGGGAACCGCCGCCCAGCCUCCAGUGAAGCGACAGAAAGCUCGGGCCGUUGAUACUUCAGUUCAUGAGAUCAGACUUACUUUGGAGACUCUCCGGAAGCUGUUCAUUGAAUAUGAGAAGCUACUCGAGUCUGGCGUGCCUGUCGACUUUGUGAAGCUGCGGGCGUCUUUGGGUCCUCGGUUGGAGCCGUGCGAACUAUCUCCUAUCGAUCUCGAGUUCAUCGUCACCGAAUUUACUGCUAAUAAAUUCCGUCCAAGUUUGGGACUCGUUCUGAUGGAACGUCCUGGGUCCUUCCAGCCGUCAUGUCGGUCGUUAAACCGAACUGACCCCGAGGAGAUUGGCCAACGUUUGCGGCAACUCUGGCUGGACCACAAGGAGAACUCCCAGGUCACAGGCGAUGACGUGGCCGCCCACCGAAUACGAGCUAACGGAGCACUCGACGGUGUGGAACUACUGGUCAUCAUCAGCAUCACCAGCGACAGCAAGGCCAAGUAG